AUGAUGAUGAUAUCAACUCCAUCUUCGUCAUUUCAUGAUUAUUUAGCAAUAGACAAUUCCUUGACCAAAAUAGAAUCAUUAUCACCAAUACAAACAAAUGAAGAUUAUUUUAAUGAAUCAUAUGAUAAUAAUAUUAAUAAGAAUAAUAAAAAAAAUUCAACUGUGAAACGACCAAUGAAUGCAUUUUUAUUAUGGGCUCGAGGUGAACGAAAACGAGUAUCAAGUGAUGGUUAUGGUGUUAGUCAAACAUCAUUGAGUAAACUUUUAGGUGAAACAUGGCGGCAUAUGUCCGUCGAAGAGAAACAGCCAUUUUUAGAUAUGGCUGAAACAUUGAAAAAGCAACAUACAAUUGAUCAUCCCGGCUAUCGAUUUAAACCAAAACAACGCUCGUCGACCGCUAAUAGAACAAUAGCAAAAAAGCAUUAUCUACCUGACCCUCAACGACAAUUGUCAACGAUGGACACUUCAUCUUUUCUUUUUUUUCAAGAACAACAACAACAACAACAACAACAACCAUCAUCAUCAUCAGCAUCAUCAUCAUCAUCAUCAUCAUCAUCAUCAUCAUCAUCAUCAUCAUCAUCAUCAUCAUCAUCAUCGAUUUCUGAUGCUACUCCUCAUCAUGUACAACCAACAGUUCUAGCCAUGUGUCAAGCUGUUGCUUCACCACCAUCGUUAUCAUCUGAUAAUAAUAAUAAUAAUAAUAACUGGCUUGUAAAACUUAUUGAUCAACCUCAAAUUGUUAUUUCUGUACCUUCUCCUCGAAUACAAACAUCUCCAAUUUUAUCACGUCGUGCUGUACGUAUACAAAUAAUAAAUAAACAUGAUGAGAUUCCUGUACCUCCACCAGCAUUAUUACCAAUGAUACCUUCACCAUUAUCAUCAUCUUCAAUUGUUUUGGAUGAUUCAACAUCAACAUUAAUCGAUUAUCUUAGUAAUACUUCUAAUAUAUUCAAUAUACCUAACAAUCAAUCAGAAUUAGCACCAAUUUUAGAUGAAAAAAUUGUAUAUGAAACAUUACAAGAUUUAGCUAAUAAUCAUUUAAUGGAUCUCGAUCAACCUUAUAAUAAUAGUGGUUGGAUUGAUACACCUUUAUCAAAUUUUGGUACCAAUUCUAUAGAUAUAAACACAACAUCACCAUAUUUAUCGUAUGGUUUUUUAAGCCUUUAA
Molecule: messenger RNA, 1167 nt
Organism: Rotaria sordida
Lineage: Eukaryota; Metazoa; Rotifera; Eurotatoria; Philodinida; Philodinidae
Source: the annotation of a GenBank genome assembly